CAUAAAAACUCUUUAGGAAACACCUGAAGCUCCAGCUGUGACCCACAUCCACCUGAACGCGUCUCUUCCGCCUUCCUCCUCCUUCAGGUAGGGUGGAGCUGUUUGCACCUGGACUCUGCAACACAACAAAGUGGAGAGCGAUUCGAGGAUUCAAUAAUGGCCUUAUAGACAAACUUUGGUAGUUUUCAUCGAUUUUAUAUUCACGGGUGACGUAAAGUGACGUAAGGUGACGUUAUGAGCCAGCCGCCCCGUUCAAACCGGGGUUUGAACGGGGCGGGGGAUUCGAUUCGAGGAUUCAAUAAUGGCCUUAUAGACAAACUUUGGUAGUUUUCAUCGAUUUUAUAUUCACGGGUGACGUAAAGUGACGUAAGGUGACGUUAUGAGCCAGCCGCCCCGUUCAAACCGGGUACACCGGGAGAGAAACGGAGACCACCGAAACUACCGGGACUCACACGGUGACAGACCUUCAUCAUCCGACAGGUCUUCCUCUCGACCCCCGUACUACCCAAGAGAAGCUGACUCCCCUCCAAAGCAUCAUGGUCGGGACGUCCCUCGAGUGGAGCACCAUGACUCCCAAUGCACAAACAUUUGCUCCCGGAGAGGCAUAGUGCUGAUCUGUGCUGUUCUGACCAACGCCCUGGUGCUGAUCUGCGUGGUUGCGGCUCAGAUGGUGACAUCAGGCUUGUCCGCCAUGGGCGGGCUCGGUGGCUUCGACAUCAACUCCAACUUCAACCUGCAGGGCACGGAGCUGCAGAAGGCACGAGAUCUGGACAUGCAGUACAGCCAGAUGAGGGCGCCGGGCAUCUACGGCGGCAUUGCCUUCAGCCUGACGUUUGGCGUCCUCUCCUUGCUGUUUGUGGUCGCCGGGAACAAACCGGCCCAUGUGAUGUCCAAAAAGCUUCUGUAUGGAUCUCUGGUGUUUCAGGCGGUGGGUGCGGUGAUGUAUGUGGUGGCUGUGGGGCUCUACCUGCACUUCAUCAUCAGGGUAAACUCUACAGACGUUUGUCAGCAGCGCGAGAGGCUGUACUCACGCAGCGGCUACACCUGGAUGAACUGUGAUGUAAGCGGGGCGGACGCAGCCGUGGCGCUGUUCGGACUCAUCACCGCCAUCCUGUACACCGCCGGCACGGUGUUCACCGUCCAGACGAUCAGAGGAGUGAAGCGUUAUCUGCAGGAGCGGAAACGCAGAGAGGCGGAGAAGCAGCAAGCCAGAGCCAACCCUCAGAGAGCGCCACUGAGGGCGGAAACCACCGCCGUGUGAGGGGCCUUAAAGCGCACAACCAGAGAGCCUGUAUGACAAAAAACACGAGAGUGUUCACCAGCUGUCUCUGGACCUGACGGAUGUCGUCUGGUAUCAUGAAGCCAGCUCAUUUGAAACGAUUACGCACGGCUAACCUGCUCGGAUUCUGUUCAGAGCAUCGUGAGCAGAAGUUUACAACAAUGUGAAUAUAAAGUAAUCAAGUGAAGUUUUACAUUACUUUAAUCUCUAACUCUAAUCCAUAAGAGAAGCCUUUGUUUUUACUGUAGCAUAGAGGGUAGGUGCAUUUAGAUAUAUGAUUUAUUUGUUAAAGUCACUCAGGAUGGAACGCAUCCUAAUCAGGUGCCUUUUAUUUUAAAGCAGCUGGGACAAAAUUCUACCUGUCCGUUGGACGUCUGAAACAGGCAGAUCAUCAAGCUUUUAUAUAUAGUAUAUGCAAUCCUGAAAAUUUCAGGACAGUCUGCCCCGUGAAAUCUUCCUGACUUGCUUGGAGGAGGAAGGACAUGCCAUGACACAGAAAGGGUGGACGAAGAAACGGCACCCAAAGCUAUAAUUAAAGAUUUUACCUUGAUAUCAGUCCUGAAUGUAAUUGGACGUAUUCACAGUACCAACAAAUCUGGGGUUAAGGACAUUCAUGAGAGCAGAACAGAGUAUGAAGUCGUGUGAUGUAAACUUCAUCACAGGGAAUUUCCUGAACACUUCCUGCUACAUUCCCACAUGGACUCACCCUGACUUCAUGCAGACCUCUUACUGGGGGUGUGCAGGUCAGACAAACUGCAGGUAAAGUCUGGGUGAAACAAUCAACUGUUUGAGUUCACAUGUACGAGUGCAAAAAACAAAACUGAUAGGAGACCCUGAGAUUGAACCAGAACCCUCUGGAGGGGUUAAAUGUCUCAUCCUGCCAGUGUACACUUUAUUAUAUACCAGAUGUCUCAACCUCAUAAAAUUCUAACAGGAUUCUUUGAUUGCAUUUCCACCCAUUUUUUGUUUUCCUGCAUGCAGUCAAAGCGUGCUCGAGUGUGAUCGUUUGAUAUCACUUGAACUAAAAACAGACCAAACACACUUCCAGUAUCAACAGAUUCUCUAACAGGCAGAAUCUGUUUAAAGACACAAGGACACUGUAGAGGCAAUCUAAUAACCACAAAGGGCCACUGGAGGAAACUUGAAAGAAUUUCCCAAAAAAAUAAUGUCAGUUGUAGAAUACGUUUUAGAGAUGCACCAAUCCACUUUUUCAGUUCCUAUCCGAUUCCGAUACUGAUUCCGAUAUUUUUAUUAUCAUAACUAAUAGUUUUAUGUGUGAGGCUGGCUUCACAUACUAACAGGAAGCAGCAACAACUGUCAGGUUUUUCAAAUUCAACCUUUUAAACUGAAGUAUAAGAAUUUGACUUUUUUAACAUACAGAAGGAGCGUUUCAAUCUGGUCUGAUCGUCGUCAUGGAGAUGAUUAUGUGGACACUUCUUUACAGUUCAGUCUGAACGUCUUCAGAGUGAGACUGUGCGAGCUGAGGAUGUUUAAAGAGCCCAACCAUUGAUUUUGAUCUGUGACGUUGAGUUAGGGUUCCUGAUUCCCUGUUCACCUAUGACUCCUUUACUCGCUGCCUGUGGCUGUGGUUACCGUCUAUGCUCGGGUGUGCAGGUGACGUAGCAGCGGAACGGAAGCAAUGUUUACCUGACGUACCACACACAAUUACACGUAAGAAUCUCUCUGUGGAGUUUCAGGAGCUCUGUGAUAUGUCCCGAUUGAAUGUAAAAGAAACAUUUUUUAACAACCGUGUCUCCAGGCACUCCGACACUAACACGCCAAUAAAUGAUCCUUCCUCAACUCGGGGUCAUCAGUACCCAGCGGAUCAAAGGAAGCCAGGUUAAGAUGUAACUGGCUCUGUGAUUCAGACCUUUAUUUUAUUGUAAGUGAAUGUUUGUGUGUUCAGAGAUGUUUUUCUGAAUGUGUGUGAUUAAUGU
This is a messenger RNA of Labrus mixtus (cuckoo wrasse), 3216 nucleotides long. RefSeq lists its product as uncharacterized. The coding region runs from base 380 to 1261 and encodes 293 amino acids. Gene Ontology annotation, cellular component: membrane. Lineage: Eukaryota; Metazoa; Chordata; Actinopteri; Labriformes; Labridae. The record is from RefSeq and is a predicted model, not a curated record. The transcript has 5 exons.